AUGACUAAGGCCUGCAGCACUAUCCUUACAAGCAAAAUUCCGGAAAAGAUGAAGGAUCCUAGGAGCUUUACCAUACCCGUUUCGAUUGGAGAACAGAAGAUAGGCCAAACACUUUGCGAUCUGAGGGCAAGUAUCAAUCUCAUGCCCUUGUCCAUAUACAAAAAGCUGGGAAUGGGAGAAGCACCACCGACAASAGUCACAUUACAGUUAGCAGACCGAUCAAUCACAUAUCUUGAAGGAAAAAUCGAGAAUGUUUUARUGCAAGUAGAUAAAUUUAUUUUCCCUGCUGACUUUAUUAUUUUGGAUUACGAUGCAGAUAAGGAGGUCCCUAUCAUCUUUGGGAAACCAUUCUUUGCCACUGAAAAAGCGCUUGUGGAUGUCAAAAAAGGCGAGUUGAAAAUGCACGUGCAAGAUCAGAAAGUGAAGUUCUCAGUCUAUGAUUCCAGGAAGUUUCCUAUUGGAACAGAAGAAUGCUCACUGUUGAAGAUUUUAGGUGAAGCUUUAAUGGAGAAAUUAAGUGCAAAUGCAAUUCUAGAGCAUAGUGUAAGUAGGGAUGCUGAAGCACAAGAAUAUUUUGGUGAAUGGAAUAAAGAGAUGACGUUCAUCUUGAUGCCAGAGCCUGCUAGUGCAGAGUUUUUCCUCUUGAUGCUGGAGCAUUUUAAUGAGAGUUAG
Momordica charantia (bitter melon) is the source of this 672-nucleotide messenger RNA. RefSeq lists its product as uncharacterized. The record is from RefSeq and is a predicted model, not a curated record. Lineage: Eukaryota; Viridiplantae; Streptophyta; Magnoliopsida; Cucurbitales; Cucurbitaceae.